Messenger RNA from Chelonus insularis, 2453 nucleotides. RefSeq names its product pre-mRNA-splicing factor CWC22 homolog. Gene Ontology annotation, cellular component: catalytic step 2 spliceosome. Gene Ontology annotation, molecular function: protein binding; RNA binding. Gene Ontology annotation, biological process: mRNA splicing, via spliceosome. The record is from RefSeq and is a predicted model, not a curated record. The transcript is spliced from 2 exons. Bases 204 to 2324 code for a protein of 706 amino acids. NCBI's taxonomy places the organism in Eukaryota, Metazoa, Arthropoda, Insecta, Hymenoptera, Braconidae.
CAUAAGUUUGCGUGAGUUAUGUUCAUUUUUUCGAGUAUAAGAGAGUAUUUUUGGAGUAUAUUUAUUAAUUUAUUGUGAUGUUGACAUAAUUGUUGAUGAAAAUUGAUAAAUAGUUGAAUAAUAGAUAUAGUAGAUAUUGAUUAGUAAAUAAACUUUUAUAAUAGGUAGACAAAAUCGUAUUUUGUGUACUUUAUUUGUAAAAAAUGGAUCGUGAAUCAAAUUCAAAACUUCGACGGAGUCCAUUCCAUGAACGUUCGAGGAGGGAGAUUGAUCGGUAUCAUCAAGACAAGAAAAAUAAACGCAAUAGAUAUGAAUCAAGGCAUAGAAGCUUGUCUGAUAGUGAACAUAACGACUAUGAAAGACGUAGAAAAGAUGAUCGAGAAAAUAGGAAAAGACGGAGAUCAAGAAGCCCUCGUAAAAAUAAAGAACAAAAAAAUUCUCCAAAGAUACAAGAGGAGGAGGAUAAAGAGUUGGCCAAUAUUACACCAGCACAGAAAAAAACGGUAGAUUUACUUACUUCAAAAACUGGAGGAGCAUAUAUUCCUCCAGCUAAAUUGAGAAUAAUGCAAGCAGAGAUAACGGAUAAAUCAUCUGCUGCAUAUCAACGUAUUGCAUGGGAGGCUCUCAAGAAAUCUAUUCACGGUUACAUCAAUAAAGUUAAUACGAGUAAUAUUGGAUUGAUUACAAGAGAAUUAUUACGCGAGAAUAUUGUAAGAGGACGUGGUUUAUUAGCACGAUCAAUUAUUCAAGCUCAAGCUGCUUCGCCAACUUUUACACCAGUUUAUGCAGCUUUGACUGCUGUUAUUAAUUCCAAAUUUCCCAAUAUCGGAGAAUUAUUAUUAAAACGAUUAGUUAUUCAAUUUAAACGAGGCUUUAGGAGAAAUGACAAGCCUUUAUGUAUUUCUUCUGGACUAUUCAUAGCACAUUUAGUUAAUCAAAGUGUCGCUCAUGAAAUUUUAGCUUUAGAAUUACUUACUUUACUAAUCGAAACUCCAACAGAUGAUUCAGUAGAAGUAGCUAUAGCAUUUUUAAAAGAAUGUGGUAUGAAACUUACCCAAGUUUCAAAAAAAGGAAUUGAAUCAAUUUUUGAAAUUUUAAGGAAUAUCCUUCAUGAAGGUCAGUUGGAUAAAAGAGUCCAGUAUAUGAUUGAGGUAGUAUUUCAAAUUCGAAAAGAUGGAUUCAAGGAUCAUGUGGCUGUUAGUGAAGAAUUAGAUUUAGUUGAAGAAGAAGAUCAAUUUACGCAUACAAUAGAAUUGGCCCAAUCUAUUGAUGGCGAAGAUAUUUUGAAUGUAUUUAAAUUUGAUACAGAUUAUGUGAAAAAUGAGGAAAAAUAUAAAGAAUUGAUGAAAGAAAUUUUAGAUACCGAUGAAAGUUCAGGUGAUGAAGGAGACGAAGAAAAUGAGGAUUCUGAUGAAAGUGAAGCAUCAGAAGAAGAAGAAGACGAAAUUAAAAAAGAUAUAAUAUUAGACAAUACAGAAACUAAUUUAACUGCUCUUAGGAGAACAAUUUAUUUAACGAUCCAUUCUUCAUUAGAUUUUGAAGAAUGUGCGCAUAAACUAAUGAAAAUGAAAUUAAAACCAGGCCAAGAGAUCGAACUAUGUCAUAUGUUUUUAGAUUGUUGUGCAGAAAUGCGGACAUAUGAAAAAUUUUUUGGACUUUUAGCUGGCCGAUUUUGUGCGAUUAAUAAAAUUUAUGUAACUCCAUUCGAAAAAAUAUUCAAAGAUUCUUAUGAAACAAUUCAUCGUUUAGAUAUGAAUAAAUUAAGAAAUGUUUCUAAAUUUUUCGCUCAUUUGUUAUUCACGGAUUCAAUAUCAUGGGAUGUAUUAAAUUGUAUCAAAUUAAAUGAAGACGAUACUACUAGUUCUAGUAGAAUUUUUAUAAAAAUUCUUUUUCAAGAAUUGUCAGAAUACAUGGGUUUAUCUAAACUUAAUGCCCGUGUAAAAGAUGUAACACUUCAAGAAACAUUUGAAGGAUUAUUUCCGAGAGAUGAUCCCAAGAAAAGUCGAUUUGCAAUCAAUUUUUUUACUUCAAUUGGACUUGGUGGUCUAACUGAUGACCUUCGAGAACAUCUUAAAACACGACCAAAACCAGUACCUGUUCCACCAGUCAUUGCCAAGCCUACUACAGAUUCAUCAAGUUCUUUAUCAUCAUCAUCAUCAUCAUCGUCGUCAUCAUCAAGUUCCAGCUCUGAAUCAAGUUCCAGUUCGUCUGAGAGUUCAGAUCAGAAAAAGAAAAAGAAAAAAGUAUCAAAAAAACGUCAUAGAACAAAGAAACAGUCAAGUGUUAAUUCUUCAGAAAAACAAUUAUUAAAAUCGUUUAAAUGAUUAAAAAUCAACAUUUAUAAUAGGUAAAUGUAAUACUCAGUUGCUAUUUUUACGCGCAGUCUAAGUCGAAAGUUUGAUGUUUCGUAGUUAUGCCACUAGAGGCAUUUAACACGCUACCAGGUGGCGCAU